CAGGAGAUUCUUGGAGGAAGGGCCCCCUGCUGAGAGCUGCCCCCCCCCCCAGGAGGUGCUGCUCUCUCCUCCCAGGUUCUCCACUGUGCCCAGCUGCUCCGCCCCCACGUCUCCAGAGUUGGCCCCAGUCCCUCUGCCAUCAGAGGGGCCCAGCCGCCAUGAGGGACACAGCAGUAGAGGAAUCCCUCUUCCAAAUCAUCCACAGCUACCACCAGUAUGCGGCCCGGGAGGGGGACCUGGAGACCCUGUCCCUGGAGGAGCUGAAGGCCCUGCUCAUGGACAACGUGCCCCGCUUCAUGGACAGCCUGGGCCGGAAGGAGCCGUACUUCAUCGCCGAGCUGUUCCGGGAGGCGGACAAGGACAAGGACAACCAGAUCUGCUUUGACGAGUUCCUGCACAUCCUGGGCAGGCUGCUGAGGGACUACCACCUGCAGUACCACCGGCAGCUGUGCGCCCACUAUUGCACCCAGCACGGCCUCUACUGACGGAGCAGGCCGCCUCCCC
Molecule: messenger RNA, 504 nt
Organism: Phyllostomus discolor (pale spear-nosed bat)
Lineage: Eukaryota; Metazoa; Chordata; Mammalia; Chiroptera; Phyllostomidae
Product: protein S100-A15A-like
Exons: 2
Coding region: 159-485 (108 amino acids)
Cellular component (GO): cytoplasm
Molecular function (GO): transition metal ion binding; calcium ion binding
Source: RefSeq, a predicted model, not a curated record